AUGGCAGAUAUAGACAUUGAAGAGCAUGAUCUGUUAGAAAAUCCAGCGAUUAAAAGAAUUUUUCCAGAUCUUUCAAUACUCAAAAAAGAGAUUAUUGACUUUACGAAAGAGUCAAAUGAUGGUACAAUAAAUUCAGAAGAAGUUGAUUUGAAUACAUUGACCGCUUCAAAUACUAAUUCCUCCUGUGGUAAUAAGAAAACUCUUAAUGGUCAUAUUAAGAAGGAAAAGAAUAUCAAAAACGCAAUAGUUAUUUUAGACAACAUAAGUCCUUCUCUUAAAAGAAGUAAGAAAUUUUGCCAAAUGUGUUUAAUUCUUUUCCCAGAUAAGUGUUCUCUUGACGCUCACAACAAUUUAUUACAUUACAAAACAAACAUUUUUAAAGAUAAUUUAAACAAUGAUGCUGUAACAAACAGUGACUCUAAUUCAACAAAUAAGAACAUAAAUUCUAGUAGUGUUAUUAGAGAUAUAAAUGUUAUGUUUGAUAUAAAUAUAAGAAAAAGAACAGUUGCGAACGUUUCUAAGUCAUGUGUACAUUGUGACGUGUCGUUUCCCAAUGAAAAACUGUUAAUAGAUCAUUUGUAUGAUGUACUUAAUGCUAAGAAAAGAUUACAAGAUACUGAAAGGCUAAAAAAACCUUAUACAAAUGCCAAGAAUAAGCACUCUAAGACAAAUGUGAUGCUUAAGAAAAAAUUUCAUUGUUGCGUAAUUUGUUCCUACUAUUUUGAUAGCAGAAUUAUUUAUAAGCAGCACUUAUCAGAAAAACAUAAUUUAAAUAAAAUUACUACAAAAAUACCAAACCGCACUGUACAGUUUUGGCCAAUUUGUAAAUUCUGCAACAUUAGGUGUUCCAAUAAGGUAUCAUAUAAUUCUCAUUUACACUUAAGUCAUAAAGAGGAAAUUUAUAAAAAACAAAAUAUAGAAGAAUACCUUUCAAAUGUCACAUCCAGUGUGGAAAAAUAUUCUAAAAGCAAAGUUAAAGAUGAUAUAAUUAAUUCUAAGAAGGAUCAAAUGGAAACAUACAAUAAUUCAAAAGUAAAAAACUCAAGACUAAAAAAUAACUUUAUUAACAAGUUCAAAACAACACUUUUCAAAUGCAUGAAAUGCAAAAUAUUUUUUUUAACUUUAAAAGCUGCUUUGAAUCAUAAUGAACAUUCUCACAUUAUAAUUAAUUGGAAAUGUUCAAGAUGUCAGAGAAUUUUUAAAAAAAGAGAUUCAAAAGAACAUGAGGAACAACAUAAUUUACCUGAUAAUGAUUUCAUGGAAUCAGUAGUUUUUGAUAAAGGUUAUAAUGAUUUGUGUCAAUGCCAAAAAUGUACGGUGUACUUUAAAAAAGAAGAUAUUUUUAAUCAUCAAAUUGUUUGUGAUUCAAAAACAUCCAUUUCAUCUUACUGCGAGAUUUGUGAUAUUUUGAUUGAACAAGAUAUUUAUAUUUCUCAUAAAAACAGUCAUGAAUCUGAUAGUAUUACAAAUUCUGAAUCAAACCAUAGUGAUGAUAAUAUUGUAAAGGAGAAUGUAGAUACGAAAAGAAAAAAACGAACAAUUUCCAGAGUUUUGAAGAAGAAAGAAAAGGGAAAUUAUAUUAGGACUUUCUAUUUUUGCAAUUUAUGUGAAUGUAAUAUACCUCAAGGGCGUAUGGGUGAUCACCUAAAAUUAAACUGUACGAAAUUAAUCAAAUGUAUUUGCGAAUAUUGCGGCCUGGCUUUUAUGAAUGUAUCUAUUAUUGGACAUAGAAGUAUACACAAAAAAUAUACUGACGUGAAAUUACAAGAUUUUGCUUUUUAUGAUUUUCAAACAAAACAAAAACUUAAACCUCGUCAAAAACUUCCUAAAUGUAUUACCUGUGAAAAGCAUUUUAUUCAUCAUUCGGAAGUUAUAAAUCAUCUAUGUAAGGAAGGAAAUAACUUAGUAUGCUCCAUUUGUAAUAUAAAACUAUCUGCAUUAGCGUUUAAAUUACAUGUACCAUUUCAUAGUUAUAAGUUGAAAAGUAAUGUAAAUCACUUUCCGCGAUCAAUUAAAAAUAGGAAAGAUAAAAAUAUGGGUGACCACGACCAGUCUGUCAAGACUGUAACAACUAAGAAGAAGAAAAAUAUGGAUUGUAAUAUUGAAAACAAUACAGUUGUUGAUUGUAAUAUAGCAGAAAGUGACCAAAAUAUGGGCACAGCUUCGCACAAUGGUGAAAUUACGCAUUCAGAUGAAAAAGUCUCAGGAAUAUAUACUUGUAUAAAUUGUGACGUAUCAAUGAAUGCAUACGAUGAAGCAAUAGGACAUUGUCAUAAGCAUAGCAAUCUUAACAAUUUACAUUUGGCUUCGAUUGAAUGCGUAACAUGCAAUUUAAAAUUUGUUGUUGCAAGUUAUGAUGCUCAUCUAGAUCUCCAUGUUUCCUUUAGUAAAGAUCAAUUUAAACAAUUUACUUUUGAUAUUCUUUAUUUUAGUUCUGACAAUGAUACCUGGAUAAAACAUUUAUUUGGUUCGUUACCAACUGAUUCUAUUGAUAGAUUUAUUAGAAAUUCAAUAUAUAAGGAUGAGCGUAGGAUGAAAUUAGAAGUUACCCAACAAGGUCUUGCACAUUUAACUGUACAUAAAUGUGGUAAAUGUAAGAGCUUCGUUGACUCUCAUUUCAUUUACAAACAUAUGGCAGGUUGUCGUACAAAUUCAGAAAAGUUUUUCUGUAAAUUUUGUAAUUUACCAUUUGUAAAUACAGAUUUUAGAAAAAAACAUGAAGUCAUUCAUAAUAAUUGUACUAUUGACCCCAAAUUGUACAGAAUAGUUACAUUUAAUCGAGAAGAAGACAAAUCACUAAAUAUUCAAAUAGCAAAUAUAAAGAAAUAUUACGUUCUCUAUCAAUGUAGAUCUUGUUACGUAGUUGUGGAUAAGAGAAUAUACAAAACACAUAAAUGCUAUAGCACCAGUGAAUUAAAAAAGUGUUGCAAAUGUGGCUUGUUAAUUCAUGAGUCUGAAUAUAAUUUGCAUAUAAGCAACCAUAAUAGAAGGGGUAGUUUUAAUAAAGACUAUAUGUAUGUUAAUAUGCUUGGUAGUGACAAUAAAAAUAAUAACGUAAGAAGUAACGUCGUGUCUUCAUUCAGUGGAAUGAUAAGUGAUUACACUUUUUUUAAAUGUGCAAAAUGCGAUAUUUGUGUGAGAGACCGCCGAAGUACUGUAGAACAUUUUUGUCUAAUUGAUGCUGGUAAAUCGGAAUGUCAUAAAUGUGGCUUGAUAUUUGAUCAGGGAAAACUUAAAGGUCAUUUGAAAUUACACGAGACUGAUCCGGAAUUCACUAAAGAUACUAUAAUGAUUAAGACUUUUGGAGAAGAAGAAGUAAAGAAUAAUAUAAAUUCUAUAAUAGUGAAUACUCUAGAUAAUAAUAAUUUAAGUUUUAAAGAAGCUAAGAGUAAUGAAGAUGUCGUAUCAUCUAUAUCUAAAUUGGACACUGUGAAGAUAUUUAAAUGCUUGUGUGGUCUUCACUUUUUGAAUAAAACAACGAUAAGAGAACACUCAAAAGGAUGCUCUGGUAAAAUAAAAAUGAAACAAAGUAAGCAAAAUUGCUUAAAAUGCGGACUGACAUUUAGUAACGAUAUUUUAUUUCAGCACUUGUUAGAACAUCACAAGGGGAAACACGUGUCGUAUGAAUAUGAUAUUAUUGAAACU
Brenthis ino (lesser marbled fritillary) is the source of this 3645-nucleotide messenger RNA. Lineage: Eukaryota; Metazoa; Arthropoda; Insecta; Lepidoptera; Nymphalidae. The record is from the annotation of a GenBank genome assembly.